AUGAUGCAUAUGAUUUACUUGUUUUUACUUCGAUUUUAUUUGUAGCUUUGCUGCAGAAUCAUUUGUAUGAGCUUAACUGAAUUGCAUAGUUUGAAAGAUUCAUAAUUGAUUAAUUAAUGUGUUCAUUUUGGGAAAUCUAAUAGAACUUCAAUAUAAGUGACAAUUGCACAUAAAUUUAUCAUGUCCUUCAACCAAGUUUGUUCAAUGGUUGUAAUGUAAUUGCAUAGUGGGUAAAUAGUAGGCUGUGCCGUGCCUGAUGCAGGUACUAUUUGCUGUUUAAAUAAAAAUUCAUGUCUUCUUUACCAUUUGAGUAUUCAAGAUUUGAUGUAGUUAAAGUAUAUAUUUCAGUCUAUUAUUAUUGAGAUAUUUCCUUAACAUUUUAGUUUGGGAUCAAUGGCGGAGCCACUCCUAGGCCUGGAGUGGCCUUGGGGCCCCCAUAUUUUGAUCUCUCCUCUAUUAUAUUAUAUAUAACAUAUAGAAUUUGUAAUAAACAACAUAUAAUGUAAGUUAUAGUUCCCUUUAAAACGAAUUAGACAUGACUAAAUUAUAAAUAUUUAGCUCUCACAUGUAAUUAUUGAAUACUUAGGUGUUUUAUAUACUUGUAUUUUCUACUUUGGUCCCCCUAACUUUAAAUUCUAGCUGUGUAUGGACUGGUGGUGGAGUAAGGUGACUUCCAUGGUACCCCUUCUUUGUCUCCGUUUCAGCUGGAAUUAUAGAAUGUGUCCCAUUGUUCUUGAUUAUAUGAUCAGAAAGUAUAUAUCAUUAUCAUGCUUCUGCACUACACAUUUAGAAGCAAAAGAAAUAAAACCAACACCCUAAUUAAAUACAAUGACCAUAGGCAAGACCCCCAAUCAAGUGAAGUAAAGACAAGAAGAAGAGGCAGAAGUAGAAGAAAGGAAAAGAGAGUUAAUUUUUGAAAAAGAAAGGUUUUGUUAUCUUAUGUAGUGUGCAAAUGGAAUGGGACAAAUCUGAAUAGUUGUUUUCUUUGCAUUCAUUGUUAUCUUCUCACAUUUAUUUAUUUUUAAAAUUUAAAUUUUGCCAUUUAGCUUUAUUUAACUUCUUUUUCUUAAGAUUAAUAAGAAAAAGAAGUUAAAUAAAGCUAAAUGGCAUGGUGAUUUGGCCAUUAUAGCAUGAUCAUCGAUAUGGUUGGGGGAGUUGAGUAUGGUGCAGCGAAAACACAAGAUUCCAACAAGAUUAUCAAUGUUGUUGCAUUAUAGCAAAUAAUCUUUCAUUCUUAGGUUGCAGUUAUUGGUUUUCUAUCAUCUUUUACUUUACCAUUUGACAUGUGUCUUUGUAUAUUUGCCAAAUACUGGAAUUGUGUUCUUUUGCAUUAUACUCCUUAAAUGAAUUCAGUUAAGUUUUAUUUUCAUAGGUAUAGUGAAAUAGUGAUAAUAAUCUAUAUCCAAAAGAUCCAAAAUUGUUGAAAUGAUUAGAAACAGAAAAUAUUAGUUAUGUCUUUCAAGACAAUUUCAUUUUCAAGCUUUUUGGAUUUGUUGAACUUGGAUUGUAUUGAUAUUUUAGCAUCGGCUACAAAAACAAAAAUUAGUAUUCUCAGGGAAGGUCAAUUAUAACGACACUAUAUAUUUGAGGAAAUGCAUUUUCUUGUAAAAUUUGUUUCUUUUUAGAGAAGAUGUGUGUUUGGUAGAGUUAGAGUGAAGUAUUAAAGAGAGACAAAUAAAUGGAAGUUCUAAACAUGAAAAGCAAGGUUGCUAACGCUUUCACCAUGAUCAUGGUGAACUUGAUGGACAGGAAUUGGGUUUUGGUAGCGUUGGAAUGUCGGGCUUGAUGGUGAUAGGGAUGACAAUGGACUGGCGGUGGAGUAAGGAAUUGGGUUUUGGUAGCGUUGUAAUGUACGGGGUUGAUGGUGGCAUAUGUAGUGGACCCUGCAAGAUGAAGUGGUACGUCCUCUUCGAUUAUUUGAACCCACAAGUGCCUCUUACCAAAAAAAAACUACAGUGUUUGAAUGGUCACUGGGAGUUGGAUGGGCUGAAGACCGAAGAACGUUCCCUUGAUAUGCUUCAACCAGCUUCUAAAGGCAUACAUAUUCAGGCUCUGAAACUGCGGUAUUUGACCUUUGGCUUAACAGUGACAAAACCAGGUGGAUUGAGAAUUGAGGUGUCAAACGUCCUUUUUAAGUGUACUAUUUUUGUGGGUUCUAAUGAUCAGUUGAUGGAUGUCAUUUUUGUGUUCAUGAAUGAAAGAAAGUGGCUAUAA
Molecule: messenger RNA, 2214 nt
Organism: Prunus dulcis (almond)
Lineage: Eukaryota; Viridiplantae; Streptophyta; Magnoliopsida; Rosales; Rosaceae
Exons: 6
Coding region: 1774-2214 (146 amino acids)
Source: RefSeq, a predicted model, not a curated record